Bombina bombina (fire-bellied toad) is the source of this 985-nucleotide messenger RNA. RefSeq names its product small nuclear ribonucleoprotein polypeptides B and B1 (gene SNRPB). The record is from RefSeq and is a predicted model, not a curated record. Gene Ontology annotation, molecular function: RNA binding. Gene Ontology annotation, biological process: mRNA splicing, via spliceosome. Gene Ontology annotation, cellular component: U2 snRNP; U2-type prespliceosome; catalytic step 2 spliceosome. The transcript has 7 exons. The coding region runs from base 134 to 859 and encodes 241 amino acids. Lineage: Eukaryota; Metazoa; Chordata; Amphibia; Anura; Bombinatoridae.
GAACGCAAGCGAGGGGCUUCCGGUUUCUAGUAACACUUCCGCUAUAUAAAGGCGCCGCCGAAACAAGGCUGUGAGGCGCAAUUUUUUCCUUUCUCUGAAUCGGUCGUGAAUCAGCGGCAUCCGCGGAGCAAUCAUGACGGUGGGAAAGAGCAGCAAGAUGCUGCAGCACAUUGACUUCAGGAUGCGCUGUAUCCUGCAGGAUGGUCGCAUUUUUAUAGGGACAUUUAAAGCCUUUGACAAACACAUGAACCUCAUUCUGUGUGACUGUGAUGAAUUCAGAAAGAUUAAGCCCAAGAACUCAAAACAGCCAGAGCGUGAAGAGAAGAGAGUGCUCGGACUUGUUUUAUUACGUGGUGAGAACUUGGUGUCCAUGACUGUAGAAGGCCCACCACCCAAAGAUACUGGAAUUGCCAGGGUACCAUUAGCAGGAGCUGCAGGUGGACCAGGAAUGGGCAGAGCUGCUGGAAGAGGUGUUCCUUCUGGUUCUCCCAUGCCACAGGCACCUGCUGGCUUAGCAGGUCCUGUACGUGGUGUUGGCGGGCCAUCCCAACAGGUUAUGACCCCUCAGAACCGUGGCAAUGUCUCUGCGGCUGCAGCAGCAGCUACAUCCAGCAUUGCUGGAGCCCCAACACAGUACUCAACAGGUGGCAGAGGUGGACCACUCCCACCUAUGGGUCGAGGUGCACCCCCUCCAGGAAUGAUGGGACCUCCACCUGGUAUGAGGCCACCUAUGGGACCUCCAAUGGGGAUGCCUCCUGGCAGAGGAGCACCCAUGGGAAUGCCACCUCCUGGCAUGAGACCACCUCCUCCUGGAAUGAGAGGUCCCCCACCACCAGGAAUGAGACCCUCAAGACCAUAAUUACCCUGACCCAACUUUUUUGACACUUCAUGACAUUGUUGCCUCCAUAACAGGAUUGUUGAAAGUUAAAUGUUAAUUUUUAUUUUCUUUGUAAAUGAUGCAGUUUUUAAUAAAGUAUUAAACGUA